AUGAUAUCCACCUUCACCACCCUCGACCAGUCUGUCUCGCUCAACGCCAUCACGCUCGACGGGCCGAUGCCGACAACGCCCAAGCUGCGAGUCCUCGACACCGUCCCCGACUCUUUCGGAUUUAACGCCCUUGUUGCCGCCAUCGCGCCCAACAUUGUCGCCUUUGCUCCGCUCAACACGAUCCGUCUCGUCUCACUCGCUCUCCCGCCGGCCUUUCCGCCGACGGUCUUGCCGCUGCCGAGCGAGCGUUUUGCCAACGAUUCCCAGCUCGUCGCGCUCACCUCGGCCGACCCUGGUGUUGAUAACUUCAACUUUGAGCUCUUUGCCAUGCGCUUUGAUCCAACAACCAUGACACCUUCGGCCCUCACCGAGCUCUCGCCACUCGACGACGCGGGAGAGGCCACCAGCGCUGCGCUUGUUGUCUCGCCCUCGACCGACCCAGGUGCCUUUGGCUCUAUCAUUGUUGCGCGCGUCGUGGUCGAAUCAGCUACUUCGGCAAGUAGCGGUGCCUCACUCUCCGCAUUUGACUCCCUCCCUCCCAUCACCUCGUACUCGCACGCCUCCCGCGCCGCCGCAAUUGCUGGCCUUGUCAACUCAGACACCGAGCCCGACAUCGUCAUUAUUGACACCCAUCAUCAAGUCAUCACCUUGAUCAACAACAUCCAGAGCGGCGUGCAAGCCAGCCAGUUCCAGCCCAUUCUGGGCCCCAUCCUCUCCGAGGUCCUUGAUUUCGGCACGGGUGCCAUCCACAUCUCGCUGGCAGACGCAGAUGGCGACGGCUCCCAGGACCUCAUGCUUACUUGUCUCUCAUCGCCUACCUCCACUGGCAUCUGGUACCUGCCUAACGCAGGUGGUGGUCAGUGGAACCCACUUGUUAGCCUCGCAACGCUGCCGUUUACCAUCAUCAACGUUGUUCCCGUCUCCAUUCGAUCCGCCCUCGCCAUCGAGUACAUCGUGGCCUUGGACGAGACCAACAACGUCAACUCGCUUGUUUUUGUCUAUCAGAUCCAGGCCGGCUCGCCCGUCUUUGCCCACUGCUUCCUCCCGCCGGCACUCAACACAACAUCUGAGCUCAUUGCUCCGCUCCGUCCUCGUCACUCGCCGCUACCCUCUGACUCGGGCAUCGUCAUCGCCCCGCACUUGGCGUCAUCCUCUUAUCCUCUCUUCUGGGUCACGCUGGACCAGCUCGGCCAUGAGUGCAAAUGGAGCAGUACCACGCUGACUGUGCUGCCUGGUCGACCUAGUGCUCUCGUUGCUGGUCCUAUCGGGCCUGGUGCGACAGGCGAUGACGUCGUCAGCAUCAUCAAUGCCGAUAACCAUCCCAUGCGCGCCACCAGUACGGUCUUCUCGCUCGCCAUCAUUCGUACCUCGGGGCCCGGCAACGAUGUCGUUCUCGUCUGCGGAGCGCAUCUGGUGGUAUGGCAGGCUGUCGAGCCGGGAAUGCUGGCGCCGGCGCCGCAGCGGAUUGCCAUCAGCGCCGCUUCUGACAACGGUGAGACCUUGAUCUCGCUCGUUGAUCUGGACGGGAACGGCUUUCUGGACAUCGUUCGUCUCGCUUCAAACGGCUUGCUGCUCUCGCUACAGCUGCCGAAUCCGUGGCUGGACAACCCAUUUGCCGAGCGCAUUGUUCCGCUCCCACCGGCCAACUUCGCCUGCACACAGCCGGGCUCGCUCGCCUGUCUCGCCACCGCCCUCUCGCACGUCUCCAACUGCAGGUCUGACACCGUGGCUGUCGACUCGAUGCUGGAAACAUGCAGGAUGCAGGAUGCCAUCAAGAUCACACGGUCGGCCAGUAUCGUUGGUUCGAGCGUCGCCAACGCCGGCAUCUCCUGCCAUGGCAAGGGCAUUCUGUUCAGCAUCGCUGGAGGUGAGAAGGUUGUUCUCGAUUCGCUCACCCUCACUCACGCCCACAGCAGUAACCGCUCGAUCUUCGGUGCUCCACCGCUGCGGGUCGUCGGAAGCGGCUCGCGGCUUGUGCUUACCAACAUUGUAUUGUCCGGCUUUGCCAAUCCGGCCGUCGACGCUGACUACGGCCUUGACAUCCUUGCACCGGGCUACGGCGGCGCUCUUUUUAUUGCCGAUGGUGCGGCCGUCGAUGUCAUCAAUUCGGACAUCUCCAAUUGCGUUGCCGGUUCAUCAGGCGGCUUUGCGUACAUCACUUCGAAGCAAGUUGCGCCGUCAUCUCUCCGCAUCAUCCGAAGCAGACUGUACAACAACGCUGCCGUCGCCGGCGGCGUCGUGGCCGUCGGUCGACAUGCACUUGUUGUCAUCAACAACUGCGCCAUCGACAUCAACAUUGUCACCAGCUGGGGCGCCGUGCUGGCGACUGUUGGUAAGGGCAUGGGCGUGAGUGUCAUCGCAAACGACACGACGUUUUCCGGAAACAAUGCCGGCGGCUGCGGUGGCGUCAUCAGCAUUGGCUACAAGACCAGUAUGCUUGUCGGCAGCUCGACCUUUGAUCGUAACUCGGCCACCGCUGGUGGCGUUCUCGCCGUCCUGCAGGACUUUAACCCGCAGGUGAUCUCUUCCGGAGCGGUCGCUCACCCGGCUCUGCUCAGCCUCCCCUAUGUCCGAUACGUCGCGGCACACGUUGUACUGGACAACGUCACCGUCACUGACAAUGGCGCUGCCUAUGGCGGUCUCUUCUUUCUGGUCGGCUGCUCGAUUGAGGUUACUGGCCGCGUCCGCGGCUGGGGCAACAGCGUGCUCGGAGAGGCAGGAUCAGUGGCAUACGCCUCGCAAGCACUCGGAGAGCACAAAACUGAUCUGGGGGUUCUUGUCCGCGGGACAAACAAGAGUCGCGCUGAUCUUCGCAGCGCGUGCCUGCCCGUGCGCUGGGGAGGUGAUGUGGCCACACCGAUUGCCACCAUCGAGUGGCUCGUUGGCGCGGAUCAGCUCAACGGCACUGCCGUCCCGUCGGGCUUUGCUCUACCGCACAACUUUGCUGUUGUUGUUCGCGACACCAACGGUGCGCUGGUCAUUGAUUCGGAUGUCGUCAUCGAGCUCCAGGUCUACGAUGGCAAAGGUGGGAGCUUCGCCAUCUUCGGCGGAACGCCGCAGAUCAUUCUCCGCCAGAACGUCACCGAGCUGACAAGCAUGGGCAUUGCUAUCACUUCGAUGGAUCAGAUCGGAUCCUGGGUUACUGUCCGCGCCUUGGCCUCGUACGCUGCGGUGGAGGGCUUCUCUAACGUGGCUACACAAGCCAUCUCGCUGCUCAUCGAUGGCUGCCCUGGGAAUCGACCCCCGGUGCCCCACGGCGACAGCGCACUCGUCUGCGUCUGCCCCGUCAAUGCCAUAUCGAUGCAGCUGAUUGACGCCGAGACCGGCGUGCAGCGAACAGGCUGUGGAUGCACCGCCCAAUUCUGGACGCCGAGUCUUCCGGUGGCGCGAUGCGAUCGUUGCCCCAUCGGCGGAGACUGUGUCGGUGGCGAGGCCAAGCCAAGUGCGGCUGACGGCUACUUCCCCACCUCGGAUCCAAGCUACUUUCUUAAGUGCCCGAUUGAUGGCGCAUGUGCAGGCUCCGGAACUUGUGCUGCUGGCUACAGUGGUCGGCUUUGUGCCAAGUGUGCAAGCGGAUGGUACGCAACGGGCCUGGUUGCCGGGAAGUGCACGCAGUGCAAACUCGGCGCUGCCGGAACAGCCGCCGUCCUCGCGACCAUCGGCGUGCUUUGCAUCAUCUUACUUGUUGGCUAUGUAGUCACCCCGCAAAGCAUCAGCAACGACCGCGCCAGUCGUGCCCCGGGCUCGUUGCAGGAAGCGCCGAUGUCGCUAUGGGACCGGAUCCGCAGCCACACCGGCAGGAUCAAGACCUUGGCUAUGUCUUCCAUUAUCGAACUUGUUGUGGUCGUUCUUCUUGGUGUCUUUGGUCUUGCAAAAGCCUGGGAGGUCGUGGUCAUCGGCCUUUGCCUUGUCACGCUAAGCCUGUACGCCGUAGUCGACAGGCCUGCACAGACAACCCGGAUCUCUGCAGUGCUCAAAACCAUUGUGGUCUUUGUGCAGACAGUCGGUGCGGUGCUAAGCUCUGGGAAUGGUCUUUUGUCAUCAUCGUCGUCGCUACACACCAUCUAUGGCGUGCUUCAGCGUGCCAGCCUGACCCUCACCGGCCUGGGCUGCCUUGAUCUGGGGCAACUGGGCCUCCUCUGGCUCUUUGUGGCUCUGACUGCCGGCCCGGUUCUCCUCUGCCUCGCCCUCCGAUACGCGCCAUGCCAGAGUCAGGGCAUGCGGCGCCGAGCCGAAGGUGCAGCAGGCACCCUCGGCUACCUUUUUGUCUUUCCACUCCUGCACCACUUGCUGGAGCACCUCUCGUGCGUCCCCGAUCCGACGCCUGGUGCCCAUCGCUCGUACCUGGAUGCGGCACCCUGGAUCGCUUGCGGCUCGGACGAGCACAUCGCACUCGUGGUGUCGGCUUUGAGUGUUCUGCUUGGUAUUGCCUCUGCAGUUGCCGUCACCAGCACAGUGGCCUGGCGCGCCCAUCAAGCUAGUGAGCGCGAGAUCUGCGAUGAUCGCCUCGUCCCGCUGCUCGACAGUGAUGCCGAUGUGGCGAUUGCGGUGGCGGUGGCGACCAUUCCGAGAGGAUCGGUCUUUACCAGCGGUGUGCUAGCCGCGACAGUCGCCGUGUCGCUCGCGGCUCACCUGCACUUUCGUCCGUACAUCGACGAAGUCGCACACCGCAUGGAGAUCACAGGCCUUGUGGCCGCUCUCAUUGUCAUUCAGAUUGUCGGCAUGAUGGAGCAAGCCGAAGCCGAGACUUCGAUCGCCGUCCUCGCCGCCGAGUUUGUCAUUGUCACCAUUGGCGUGGUCGCGACCGGCCUUGUUGUGGCAGCCGGCGCCGUGUAA
Molecule: messenger RNA, 4836 nt
Organism: Thecamonas trahens ATCC 50062
Lineage: Eukaryota; Apusomonadida; Apusomonadidae
Exons: 5
Coding region: 1-4836 (1611 amino acids)
Source: RefSeq, a predicted model, not a curated record